This is a messenger RNA of Thunnus maccoyii (southern bluefin tuna), 2613 nucleotides long. It is a transcript of the gene pkp1b, whose product is annotated as plakophilin 1b. Gene Ontology annotation, cellular component: cytoplasm; adherens junction; nucleus. The transcript has 13 exons. NCBI's taxonomy places the organism in Eukaryota, Metazoa, Chordata, Actinopteri, Scombriformes, Scombridae. The coding region runs from base 146 to 2326 and encodes 726 amino acids. Gene Ontology annotation, biological process: cell-cell junction assembly; intermediate filament bundle assembly; cell-cell adhesion. Gene Ontology annotation, molecular function: cadherin binding. The record is from RefSeq and is a predicted model, not a curated record.
UUCGUGUAUGGGCGCGGUCAAACCGUGCAGGGCAGGGCAAGGUGUGCUUGUAAUACCUCAGACAGCGCCGAUGCUCCGCAGCUGACUGGCUUCUAGUACGAGCCUCCUCUGGAUGUAGUCGAGCAACCCAGACAGUUUACAAAAAAUGACGAGUCUGGAUCCGCUGAAAUCAGCCAUUUCCAUCGGGAAUGUGGAUGACACGUCGCUGGCCCUGCCGUCCGUGAAGCAGUUCAGAUCAGGACAGCAGCGGGUCCUGGAGCAAGUGCAAAGUAUCAAGAGAACCAAGUCCAGACAGUCAAGCAGCAAGAGUGGAUCCACUUCUUUAUCUCCAACAAGCCCUUUGUCUGACAGUGUGUUCUCAGAUGUUUUCAAGUACAGCACACCUAAUGGAAAUGCCCUGUCUGGAAAGAGCUUUUCUAAAACUCUCAGCCAAGAGAAAAACAACAACUGGCAAACAAUCAGCAUCUCCAAGGGAUCCACUGUGAAGAGAAACACAGCAGCAUCUGCUCACUAUGAGCGGAGUUUCGCCCCCGUCGUCUCCAUGGCGGUCGGUAAAACCAACAGCAGCCGCAGUGAGCCUGAUCAGGCCUGGCAGCGCUCCAUGCCAAAACACUCUACUCCUCCGCAGAGAUUGCCUUCCAAAAACAGCACCUACAGGGCAGAUAGGAGUCAGUUUAUAACAAACACCUUGGUCCAGUCUCAGCCUCUGUACACUGUGAACGGCACAGGUCAGACCAGACCCAACUUCCAGGUAGUGUGCGGCCAAAUUAACACGUUGUCCAAAACACCUCCGAAGCCUCCGGUCUUUGAGUGUGCACCCAAGAGCAAAGGAGACUCUGGGUCAAAUGGGAACAGUGGAGUUGCUGACAUCACUAUGAAGGAGGCUGUGGAGUAUCUUUCCAGUGAGGACGAGACUUAUAAGCAUUGUGGCGCCUCCUACAUCCAGCACAACACUUUCAUUGAUGACAAGGCCAAAGAAGAGGUGUUAAAGCUCAACGGGAUCCCUCCCCUGGUCGGUCUGCUGCGUGACCCCAGUCCACACGUCAGCCAGACAGCCUCAGCUGCCCUCCGUAACCUGUCCUUUAAAAACGGUGACAACAAGAAGGAGAUACAGCGCUGCGGUGGCAUCACGGAGGCUGUAGCUCUGCUCAGAGAUGCAAACUCUGUAGAGAUACAGAAACAGCUAACAGGUCUCCUGUGGAAUUUAUCCUCUGCAGACAGCCUGAAGCCAGACCUGCUGAACAGUGCUCUGCCUGUCUUAAUGGAGCGUGUGAUCCUGCCUUACACAACAGGUCCUGACCAGAUCAUCAGUAACAGCCAAGACCCUGAGGUCCUCUUUCACGCCACUGGAUGUCUGAGAAACCUCAGCAGUACAAAGCAAAGCAACAGACAGGCGAUGAGAAAAUGUCGAGGUUUGGUCGACUCUUUGGUCAGUUAUAUGAAAGGCUGUGUGGAAGCAGGCAAACCGGAUGAUAAGUCAGUUGAAAACUGCGUUUGCAUCCUGCACAAUCUGACGUUCCAACUGGAGGCCGAGGCUCCGGCUCUGUUCAGCAGGAUCACAGCUUUGGCCAAGACUUUCAACAGGAGCCAGAGUGGGGGCGACUCUGGCCCCAUCGGCUGCUUCAGUCCACAGAGCAAAACAUCAGAUUACAAGCACCACUUUGACUUCCCAGUUGUUGAGGAUCCACAGCCUACUGGGGCAGGCUGGCUGAUCCACUCCAAAACUCUGCAGAGUUACCUGUCUUUGCUGGGCUCAAGCCAGCAAGAAGAAAUACAGGAGGCCUGUUGUGGAGCACUGCAGAAUCUCACUGCUCAUCAAAGCAUUGUCUCCAGUGUAAUGAGUCAGACCAUUGUGCAGAAACUGAACGGCCUGCAAGUUAUCAGUCCCCUUUUAAAGUCAAACAAAGUCAACUUGCAGAGAAACGCAGUGGCUUUAGUGGGAAACCUGACCCAGAACCCGAACCUGCACAGUGCCAUCGCUCGUAAAGCCAUCCCAGAGCUGCUUGGCAUGCUCAGUGCAGGCACCAAUCAAGGGAACGAAUCUGAUGACACUCUGGCCAUGGCCUGUCAGACUUCCAACUGUCUGCUCAUGAGGGAACCUGAGAUGGGCAGGCGCCUGUUAAACAACAACCUGAUAAACUCACUGAAUGAUCUCAGCAAAAACAGAUAUUUCCCAAAAGCCAGCAAAGCCGCAUCGCUGCUUCUCUACAACCUCUGGUCAGACAAAGACACACAGAGCUUCUUGAAAAAGCAAGGAAUGAGCAAGUCCUCAUUCGUGAAUGACAUCACCACGGCGGCGCACAAGUCGGUUCAAAUCAUCGAUUAACACGACAGCUUCAACAGAUCUCUGAAAGUAAUUUACCGAAGUCAACUCAACUCCAAGUCCACUGCACAUCCACGGGAUGUAUGCACAGCUGAGGCUUACUGAUUUUUUAAAAAUGUAUGCAUGUAUGCAAAUGUAAUGCAUCCAUCAAAAAAAAAUGUAUGCUGUAAGGUUACUUUUUCUUUGUGGGAAAAAAGGUGAAGGUUAAGAUGUAACAUGCAACCAUGUUUUCAUUUGAUUUUAUAGUUUAAUUUCUUUUAAUGUAUGUAUGUAAUCUGAUAAAAAUACAC